UGCAGCCAUGGCAGCGCCUUGGCGGUGGCUCCAGGGCCUGCAGGUCACUUUGCGGCUGGUGCCCAUGCACCGGCCCCUGCACGACGCAACCCCGUCACGGGAUGUGCUGCUCUUCGAACACAAACGUGGCCGGUUCUUCACCGUCCUUGGGCUGUUCUGCGCGGGCCAGGGAGUCUUUUGGAUGUCCCUAGCCGUGGCAGCCUUGUCCCCACCCCAGGUUCCCGCCCAACUUCAGGACGCCCAGACCCCAAAACGGAGCUACUUUGACCUCCGCGCUACGCUCUGGCGGUAUGGGCUGGCUGUUGGCUGCGGUGCCAUUGGAACUCUCAUACUUGGUGCUGGUCUUCUCUUCUCUCUCCGAUCUGUGCGUUCAGUAAUGCUUCGAGCAGGUGGGCAGCAGGUGACCUUCACCACUCAUAGCCCCUUUCGCUUGGGAGCCCAUCUCACUGUCCCCUUGAACCAGGUAUCCUGCAUGGCACACCGAGGGGAAGUUCCUGCUAUGUUGCCUCUGAAGGUCAAAGGCCACCGCUUUUACUUCCUCUUGGACAAAGCUGGACACUUCCCCAACACUCAACUCUUUGACAACACUGUGGGUGCCUAUCGGAGCUUGUAAAAAACCACUGCUAAAACUUCAGGGAUGUGGCAACAACAGGGAUCACAAAAAUGGGCCCAAGAUCAUUAACAGCAAAUAAAGGUGACUUCCAAAGGGCGGCCUGAUCCAUACCUGUAUACGCUUUCAUUCCUUCUUCCUAUUUAUUUGCUUUAAUAUCAAG
This is a messenger RNA of Castor canadensis (American beaver), 773 nucleotides long. RefSeq names its product transmembrane protein 223 (gene Tmem223). Gene Ontology annotation, biological process: nervous system development. The record is from RefSeq and is a predicted model, not a curated record. Gene Ontology annotation, cellular component: mitochondrion. NCBI's taxonomy places the organism in Eukaryota, Metazoa, Chordata, Mammalia, Rodentia, Castoridae.